GCGUUUUUGCCCCCUCUUCCUCGCGCGGUUCCCGCAACACCUGACGCCUGCGCAAUAAGUCAGCUGGGUGUAUUGGGGUGGCCCGCGAGGGUGUUAGUCACUGCGUCGCCCAGUCUGCGGGCGUGACUGUGCCGCUCGCCGGGUGGUUACAUCGAGGCGCAGGUGGCCUCAGGCCGGCGGCGCGGGUUUACCUUGGUUCGCCGGUCCCAAGGUCGCUGAGUGGCCGCGAUGUCGAUUUUCACCCCCACCAACCAGAUACGCCUGACCAAUGUGGCUGUGGUACGGAUGAAGCGAGCCGGGAAGCGCUUUGAAAUCGCCUGCUACAAAAAUAAGGUCGUCGGCUGGCGGAGCGGCGUGGAAAAAGAUCUUGAUGAAGUUCUACAGACCCACUCAGUGUUUGUAAAUGUUUCUAAAGGUCAAGUUGCAAAGAAGGAAGAUCUCAUCAGUGCAUUUGGAACAGAUGACCAGACUGAAAUCUGUAAGCAGAUUUUGACUAAAGGAGAGGUUCAGGUGUCUGAUAAAGAACGACAUACACAGCUGGAGCAGAUGUUUAGGGACAUUGCAACUAUUGUGGCUGACAAAUGUGUGAACCCUGAAACAAAGAGACCGUACACUGUCAUCCUUAUCGAGAGAGCCAUGAAGGACAUCCACUAUUCAGUCAAACCCAACAAGAGUACAAAACAGCAGGCUUUGGAAGUGAUAAAGCAGUUGAAGGAGAACAUGAAGAUAGAACGUGCUCACAUGAGACUGCGGUUCAUUCUUCCAGUGAACGAAGGGAAGAAGCUGAAAGAAAAGCUCAAGCCUCUGAUCAAGGUUAUUGAAAGUGAAGACUACGGUCAACAGCUGGAAAUUGUGUGUCUCAUCGACCCCGGCUGCUUCAGAGAAAUCGAUGAGCUGAUAAAAAAGGAGACGAAAGGCAAAGGUUCUUUGGAGGUGCUCAACCUGAAAGAUGUCGAAGAAGGAGAUGAGAAAUUCGAGUGACAGUCUCCAGUGUCUUCAGCUGGCCAACACUAAAGCGUUUUCGUUUCCCACAAUCCUGUUUUCUUUCUGUGAUCUGCCAAAAACUUGCUCGGAAGGUUUGAUGUUUUUCCAUCUUUGUGGCAAACAUGUAUUCAAAAAGACUUUCCUAAGUAAGUGUUAUAAUGUGGGAUUGAUGUAGUUUUAAUUAUAAAACGGGGUUUUAGGCAAAAGUGAAAAAUCUAAGAUAAAGCCCGGAGUAGCAUCUCGUUGCUGCCGUAGGCCUUUGUAGCUUUCCAGGGUGAAAGUCAUUCCAGACAACCCUUGUGGAUAAAAAGUACAUUGUACACUGGGAGGAUGUAUCUGUAUGACAGAAAGGAAGUAUUUGCCAGAAAAGAAAAUACAGAGUGUCUAAUUCCUACCUAAAAGAAACUCGUGUAUGGGGGAACUCUGUCGUGACAUCGUGACCUAAUAGAAAGCCUGGAUGGUAACUUCCUGAUUAUCUGAAAAAUAGAUGUAUGAUGAGUGAGCAGGACUUAAAUAAUAUUCAUCAGACAUGCUGCCAUAACCUAGAUUAUAGUCAUUUUUAAUUCUCAAAGUUUAUAAUAUAUAUUACUAGAGCUGAAAUUAUAUGCAAUCAAUAAAACCACUUUUUAUUUUUGUUAAACUAUGGCUUGUAUUUCUAGACAGCUUCCUAACUCCCUUUCUUUUCUCUGCUUCUUGUUUGGUAGGAUUGGAGAGUUCUUAGCAGGACUUAAUUCAGUAUGAGGAAUGCUCAGAACAGGGCCUGUUCUGUUAAAUACCUGGUAAAUCUUAGCUACUAUUAUCUGAGAUAUAGUUGAACUUAAGUAUUUUAGUAUUUGAACACUUAAAUAGACAGUGUGCAAGUUUUUCAAAAUCUCCUUUUCUU
Messenger RNA from Sus scrofa (pig), 1867 nucleotides. It is a transcript of the gene SBDS, whose product is annotated as SBDS ribosome maturation factor. Gene Ontology annotation, biological process: cytosolic ribosome assembly; ribosome biogenesis. The record is from RefSeq and is marked validated. NCBI's taxonomy places the organism in Eukaryota, Metazoa, Chordata, Mammalia, Artiodactyla, Suidae.